This is a messenger RNA of Cetraspora pellucida, 759 nucleotides long. The record is from the annotation of a GenBank genome assembly. Lineage: Eukaryota; Fungi; Glomeromycota; Glomeromycetes; Diversisporales; Gigasporaceae.
AUGACAUCUAUUUUUUGCACUAUAUCAUACAUCAAAAAUGUUUCAGGGUCGAAUAAAAUCUGUAGUGGAAGUGCUAUAUAUAGAACUGGAACUAAUGAAUUUGGUGAAUAUAUAUUCAAGGCUUUUAGAUUUGAUGAAAUGAUGCUAGUUACUAUUGAACAGAAUACCCCUCUUAAAAUUCAAACAGCGAAAGACUAUCCGUCGAUAUACAAUCUCUCUAUAUCACCAUCUUUCAGCAUUUUUACAGCCUCAGUCCAAGACCCCAGCACUUCAGAAGAAGAUAAUGCAGUUUUUCAUCUGAAAAGAGAUGCUUAUAAUGGUGUAACUGCAUCUCAAGUUACAAUGUCUGUUUUAUGUAAUUAUCAAAACCAAGGAAACUCUAAAACCAGUAAAAAUAAUAAGUCAAUGAAAGAUAGAAAGUUAAGAAAUGAGGAGUUAGAAAAAUUAGUAGAAAAAUUUAGUCCACCCCCUAAUAAGAAACAAUCUUGCAAAGCAAAAGAGGAUAUAAAUGAGGAUCCGCAAGAAGAAAGCUCCUCGAGGGCAAAAAAAUUAAAAUUUGCUAUGAGCGAUGUUAAAGAAGAUAAGAGCACAAAAUUUCAAAAUGAUGCUAUAGACUUGACCCAAUCAGAUAAAAAUGCUGCAAACUUACAUGCCAGCGUUGAAAACGAUACUGAUGACCAAUGCACCGAUAAAGAAAAUUCGAAUAAUUCAGAUAAUAUAGAUGCAUCUGAAAUAAUCAAAAUAAAUUUAGAUGAUUGA